UCUCAUGCAUGUAUCUUGAGACUUAAUUUUUGUUGAAAUUUUUACAGCUAACUCGUCAAACGAUUUCACGCUCAUUCGAAAAUAAUUAAAGAAUUUUUCAUCAUUUUCUCGAAGAUUAUUAAAAGAUGUAUAAAAUAUCCCGCACGUGAGUCUACUAUCAGUGAACGGGUGUACCCAAUAUCGUCUUUUUUUUUUUAAGAUAUACUUUUUAUACACAAGGUACGCGAAAACAAUUUUUUUUUUCCUGUAUACCUCCAUUUUUACUACGCGAAUACGGUACUGACGAGUGUUGGCGAAAUACUGGAGAGCGGUUUAUAGUACAAAAAACGCUCACGUGUGCAUAUACGGCCGCGGUACCGCGUUUGCGUUUGCGUUUACUCACAACUGGAUUGAACUAUGCACACGAACGCGCGGUGACGCAGCGGCACCGCGCGUCAACUUGCGGGCGAUCGUGUACCGCAAUUCCCCGAGGCACCGCCGCGGCACCGCACUCGCAUUUGCGGAGCGUCGUAACGUGUUUUCGUAUUGUGCAGUGCACACGAGCGUCGUUUUGCCGCAAAACAUAAAAAAAUAUGUCCGAAAAUCUUGAAGAGAAUUUUGACAUUGAGCUAUUUAUCGGGGAGAUAAAAAAUCAUCCAGAAAUUUGGAAUAUUGCUGCCGAAACAUACCGUGAUCGACAGAAAAAAAGAGGGUCAUGGAUUAAAAUUUGUCGUAUAUUUUGUAAAGAUUUCGACGAAAAAGACGAGAAGGAAAGAAAUGAAAUAUGCACUAAAUUCAUUCAAAAGUGGAAGAACAUUAAAGAUCACUAUGCUAAAAGUGAGAAAAAAAAAUGUAAAUCGGGACAAGCUGCUAAUACUGGGAGACGGUACAUUUAUGCACAACAGUUGUCAUUCUUACAAACUGCUGGUGCCACAACCAAUACUCAGUCUAGCUUAGAUCAUGAAGCACUAUUGGACCAGCAAGAUUCAGUGGACCAGCAAGAUUCAGUGGACCAUCAAGAGUCACAUUACAGUAGCUUAGAUUUAGAUGGAUCAGAAUGCCCUCCUCGCUAUAAACAAAAUUCUACAAAGAAACGUAAAAAUGACUUAGAGUCUUCCUUGGUAGAAUUUUUGAAUACUCCAAUUCCUACAACUCCACCAAUUGUUCCAGAGAUCAACCCAGAUAGAUCUUUUUUUGAAAGUUUACUUCCGUCUAUAAGUAGUUUUACGGAAGACCAGAAGCUGGAGUUUCGUUGCGAAAUACUGAACAUUAUAAAGCGUAUGAGGAAUCAACAAGCUGUACAGCAAUAUGGAUAUCCACCAAACAACCCACAUUACAAACCCGCACAUGGAUAUGGUCAGAAUACGUAUCCAUAUUCCAGUUACAUCCAGCUUAAUCGUCCCCCUCAGCCAAAUCAAUGCCCCACACCAAUUACACAAUUUCGAACACCUCUUUCUACUCAACUUUCUCAAACAACCAGCACUGAGGUUCCUACAAUAUCUCCAACAUCCUCAACUUCAACAUCUAUGGACAACCAGUUUUACAGUGAAGAAGAUAGCAUAGACCUUUUUAGAGAUUAAUAAAAACAUUUGAAGUAAUAUUUCGUACAUUGUUUUAUA
This is a messenger RNA of Acyrthosiphon pisum (pea aphid), 1598 nucleotides long. RefSeq lists its product as uncharacterized. The record is from RefSeq and is a predicted model, not a curated record. Gene Ontology annotation, molecular function: DNA binding. Gene Ontology annotation, biological process: regulation of transcription by RNA polymerase II. NCBI's taxonomy places the organism in Eukaryota, Metazoa, Arthropoda, Insecta, Hemiptera, Aphididae. The coding region runs from base 573 to 1559 and encodes 328 amino acids. The transcript is spliced from 2 exons. Gene Ontology annotation, cellular component: transcription regulator complex; nucleus.